AUGACACUCACAGCGAUACUAGUUUCCGGUAUUGCAGUGCUUUUGGCACUAUUUUACUAUUUAUCAAAACAUAAAUUCGACUACUGGAAGGUACGUAAUGUACCCUACCCAGAACCAAUCCCACUGUUUGGAAACUACAAACAGUAUAUUUUAUUAAAGAAGUUCAUCACCGAAGUUGUUGACAAACUCUGCGAGAAGUUCCCAAAGGAACCGUAUUUCGGUGCAUUUCUCGGAACUGAACCCACACUUAUCGUUCAGGACCCAGACUACAUCAAGCUUAUGUUAACGAAAGACUUUUAUUACUUCAGCAGUCGAGAAAUUGCAGAACACUCCCAUCGCGAGAUCCUCACUAGGAACAUAUUCUUCACAAGCGGUGACAGAUGGAAGAUUUUGAGGCAAAACGUAACACCUCUGUUCUCUUUAGCCAAGAUGAAAAAGAUGUUUUAUUUAAUUGACGAUUGCACAAAGAGUUUUGAGAGAGUACUCGACGAUAUCACCAAGCAACCCAGCGUUGAAGUGAGAAAUUUAAUGUCUAGAUAUACCAUUGACUGUAUCGGAUCUUGUGCUUUCGGUGUUAAUGCAAAAGCUAUGAACCUAGAAGAUACAAACAACCCCUUCGUAAAGAUUGGCCAAAAGAUUUUUGAGAAUACCAACUACAGAGGUUUUAAAGUUGUCAGUCGCGUUAUAUGGCCGUCGAUAUUCUAUAACUUAGGUCUUAAAGCGUUCCCUUCCGAGAUACCAGCAUUUUUCGACAAUUUAUUGAAGAACGUAUUCCAACAGCGACAAUAUACAAAUUCGGGCAGGCAUGAUUUCGUUGACCUAUUGUUGGAUUUAAAAGCUAACAAGUUUAUUACUGGAGAUAGUAUCAAUAAUUUGAAGGGAGAAGCGAAGAAGACGUCCAUGGAAGUCGACGAUGAGUUGCUAUCAGCUCAAUGUAUGUUAUUUUUUGCGGCCGGAUUUGAAACAUCGGCUACGACCCUAAGCUUUCUAUUAUUUGAACUGGCGAAACAUCCAGAAAUACAAAAGCGGGCAUUAGAGGAGGUCGAUAACUAUUUUAAGAAACAUGACAAAUUGGCAUACGAAUGUGUGGCUGAAACUCCCUUUAUAGAUGCAUGCAUUAACGAAACACUACGCAUUUAUCCAGUUGUAGGCGUUCUAACACGAGAAGUUGUGGACGAUUACAAACUCUCAAGUGGAGUUCUUCUGAACAAGGGUCUAAGGAUACACAUUCCGGUACAUAAAAUUCAAAAUGAUCCUGAAUUUUUCCCGUAUCCAGAGGAAUUUCGACCAGAAAGAUUUAUGGGCGCUGAAAAAGAAAACAUUCGUCCUUUCACUUAUAUGCCUUUUGGAGAAGGACCGAGGACGUGUAUUGGAAUGAGAUUCGCUAAAAUGCAAAUAAUAGCUGGUUUGCUGGCAAUGCUGAAGAAGACACGAAUCGAAUUAGCUGAUGACACAAAAAUGGACGUGGAGUAUGAACCAAGGGCCUUAACGACACAACCGAGCCAUGGUAUCAACCUAAAAUUCAUCCGAAGGGACGUGCAAUGCUAG
Molecule: messenger RNA, 1548 nt
Organism: Leptosia nina
Lineage: Eukaryota; Metazoa; Arthropoda; Insecta; Lepidoptera; Pieridae
Source: the annotation of a GenBank genome assembly